UUGGCUGAGUGCAGGUAUUAAAUGAAUCGGGAGGCGACAUUGAAGUCGUCCUGUUAUUAAUUAUUGAUUUAGUUAUUAAGCAACAAUGUCUUCGGCUGAGCAUCUGAGAGAGUUUGUCAACGAGCGGCUAACUGCUGCUGCUGAAGAAAUAUUCACAGUUUUUAAAAAGACGAUCGUGGAGUUUGAGGAAGAGAUCAACCGUCAGCGCAAACUGCUGGAUGUCGUUUGGAAACCCGAAAUUAAAUUGCACAGGAUAGAGCUCCCACAGCAACAUGUCUGUAAGGAGGAAGAGGAGGAGGUUGUGGCUGAGCAGCAGCUCUGUAACCCAGACAGGAACUCCAGUCCAGACCUAGAGGACCCAGAACCUCUACAGAUGAAAGAGGAACAGGAGGAAGUCUGCAGCAGUCAGGAGGGAGAGCAGCUUGUACUGAAGCAGGAGACCGAUACCUUCAUGUUGACCCCUACUUGUGAGGAAAGUGACCACCAGCUCAUGUCCCACACCUGUCAUGGAGCUGAGAGCCAAGAUCAGAAAGGAGGCAGCCAUGAAGAUUCAGGAUCAGCGAGAAAUGCAGAGCCAAAAGCAAAGAAAAGAAAUCAGAAAAGUGAACAUGGUGGUAACAAUAUACACAACCCUAACUUGUCAGAGAUUGACAGUGAUACUCAGAGAGUUGAAAAGUGUUUCACGUGUGACACAUGUGGGAAAGCUUUUAAAUAUAAGUCCCGAUUAGAUGUACAUUUGAGAAGACACACAGGUGAGAAGCCGCAUGUGUGCAACACCUGUGGGAAAACAUUCCUUUGGACAUAUCUAUUGAAUGCUCAUAUAAGAAUCCAUACAGGUGAGAAGCCAUAUUUGUGUAACACCUGUGGGAAAAGAUUCAAGCUAAUGUCAGCAUUGAAAACUCAUGUAAGGAUCCAUACAGGUGAGAAGCCUUAUUUGUGCAACACCUGUGGGAAAAGAUUCAAGGAUAUGUCAGCAUUUAAAAAUCAUUUAAGGGUCCAUACAGGUGAGAAACCAUAUUUGUGUAUCACCUGUGGGAAAAGAUUCAAGCAAAUGUCAGCUUUGAAAGCUCAUGUAAGGAUCCAUACAGGUGAGAGGCCAUAUUUGUGCAACACCUGUGGGAAAAGAUUCAAGCAAAUGACAGCAUUUAAAACUCAUUUAAGGGUCCAUACAGGUGAGAGGCCAUAUUUGUGCAACACCUGUGGGAAAAGAUUCAAGGAAAUGUCAACAUUGAAAACUCAUGUAAUGCUCCAUACAGGUGAGAGGCCAUAUUUGUGUAACACCUGUGGGGAAAAAUUCAAGCAAAUAUCAGCAUUGAAAAUUCAUGUAAGGAUCCAUACAGGUGAGAAACCAUAUUUGUGCAACACCUGUGGGAAAACAUUCUCUUGGGCAUCGGGAUUGAACGCACAUUUAAAAAGUCAUACAGGUGAGAUGCCACAUUUUGAGUGACUGAUAUCACUGUUUUAUAUUGAUAUAAGAAAUCCUUUCAAAUGUGAGCAUGCUUUUUCGCUAUUUUAUACAGUAAUGCAGUUAUGUGUUUGACCACAUUUUUACCUUUUAUACAGGAUAUUUGUUUUUUCAUGUAAAUAGUUGCUAGUUAGCAACAGCUUUGAGGAAAAUGUUCAGCAAUUGUAAUUGAAACAAAGCCUUUGUCACUUCCAUUUUCAGGUGGAUGUAGCAAUUUGAAAUGACAGUUUUGACAUCAAAAGUUGCUCAACAUACUGUAUAUGCAGUGAAAUGAUUACAUACACAGUACUGUGCACUUUUAUUUGAGUAUUGGCAAUAUACACUCACCGGCCACUUUAUUAGGUACACCUGUCCAACUGCUUGUUGGCACAAAUUUCUAAUCAGCCAAUCACAUGGCAGCAACUCAAUGCAUUUAGGCAUGUAGACAUGGUUAAGACGAUCUGCUGCAGUUCAAACAGAGCAUCAGAAUGGGGAAGAAAGGUAAUUUAAGUGACUUUGAACGUGGCAUGGUUGUUGGUGCCAGACAGGCUGGUCUACUGGGAUCUUCACGCAAAACCAUCUGUAAGGUUGACAGAGAAUGGUCCGAAAAAGAGAAAAUAUCUAGUGAGCGGCAGUUCUGUGGGCGAAAAUGCCCUGUUGAUGCCAAAGGAGAAUGGCCAGACUGGUUUGAGCCGAUAGAAAGGCAACAGUAACUAAAAUAACCACUUGUUACAACCGAGGUAUGCAGAAGAGCAUCUCUGAACGCACAACAUGACGAACCUUGAGGCAAAUGGGUUAAUGAGACAGAAGACCACACCGCAUGCCACUCCUGUCAGCUAAUGACAGGAAACUGAGGCUACCAUUCGCACAGGCUCACUAAAAUUGGACAAUAGAAGGUUGGAAAAACGUUGGCUGGUCUGAUGAGUCUCGAUUUCUGCUGCGACAUUCAGAUGGUAGGGUCAGAAUUUGGCGUCAACAACAUGAAAGCAUGGAUCCAUCCUGCCUUGUAUUAACGUUUCAGGUUGCUGCUGGUGGUGUAAUGGUGUGGGGGAUAUUUUCUUGGCACACUUUGGGCCCCUUCGUACCAAUUGAGCAUCGUUUCAAUGCCACAGCCCACCUGAGUACUGUUGCUGACCAUGUCCACCCCUUU
Molecule: messenger RNA, 2594 nt
Organism: Chelmon rostratus (copperband butterflyfish)
Lineage: Eukaryota; Metazoa; Chordata; Actinopteri; Chaetodontiformes; Chaetodontidae
Product: zinc finger protein 37 homolog
Exons: 2
Coding region: 86-1447 (453 amino acids)
Cellular component (GO): nucleus
Source: RefSeq, a predicted model, not a curated record